Messenger RNA from Rotaria sordida, 1785 nucleotides. The record is from the annotation of a GenBank genome assembly. Lineage: Eukaryota; Metazoa; Rotifera; Eurotatoria; Philodinida; Philodinidae.
AUGCGGGUCCGUUUUGGACGUACGUUUCGUCUUAUAAUUGCACUUGCUUUUCUUAUUCUUAUAAUACCAUUUUUAAUGUUUAAACUUGAAUCUGUUAAUGAUCAACCAAGUCCUGAACAUGUUAGAAUCGAUUAUCCAGAAGAUAAAAAAAUUGAUAGUGUUGUUGAAACUAUUCGAAAACCUCUAUCUGGCUCAAUAAAUGUCACUUUAGAACCAAUAAUGAGUAAUUCAUUAGGAAAUUAUGAACCAAAAGAUUUACCAACAAGAACAGGUCCAGGAGAAGGAGGUGUUCCUGUUAAACUCUCGGCUAAAGAAGAAAAAGAAGCACAACCAACAAUUCAGUUAUAUGGUUUUAAUAUGGUUGUUUCUGAUAAAAUAUCUUUAGACAGACGUAUUAAAGACACUCGACCACAAGAAUGUAAAAAUUGGAUUUAUCCAAGUGUACAAUAUUUACCAACAGCUUCAGUUAUUCUUGUCUUUUAUGAUGAAGGAUGGGGUGUUCUAUUACGUACUGUACAUAGCGUGAUUAAUACAUCACCACCUGAACUUUUAAAAGAAAUUGUUCUUGUAGAUGAUGGUAGUAGUGAUGCUUCUUUACAAGAACCAUUAGAAAAAUAUAUAAAACGUUGGAAUGGUCUUGUAAAACUUUAUCGUACUGGAAAACGUGUUGGUCUAAUUGAAGCACGUACAAUUGGUGCACAAAAAUCAACGGGUGAUGUUAUUAUUGUUCUUGAUGCUCAUUGUGAAUGUGUUGUUAAUUGGCUUCCACCAUUGUUAACACGUAUAGCACUUAAUCGAAAAGCAUUAGCUGUUCCUAUUGUUGAUGGGCUUGAAUGGAAUACAUUAGAACAUACAAAUAUAUAUGGUUCAACUAAUUAUCGUGGUAUUUGGGAAUGGGGAUUUUUAUAUAAAGAAACUACAGUACCAGAACAAGAAUCAAAAAAAAGAAAAUAUUCAUCGGAACCUUAUUGGUCACCAACACAUGCUGGUGGUUUAUUAGCUAUUGAUCGUCAAUGGUUUUUUGAAUUAGGUGCAUAUGAUCCAGGCAUUCGUGUCUGGGGAGCAGAACAAUAUGAACUUUCAUUUAAAGUUUGGCAAUGUGGUGGUGUUGUUGAAUGGGUACCAUGUUCACAUGUUGCACAUGCUUAUCGUGGUCCUCGAAAUCAUGGAUCUUAUGUACCUGGAUCAAGUCCAUAUCAAACAUCAAUAAAUCAUUUACGUUUAGCUCAUGUAUGGAUGGAUGAAUAUACUGAAUAUUAUUAUAGACGUGAACCAGGUAUACGUCGAUUAAACUAUGGUGAUAUAUCAGAAAGAAAAAAUCUUCGAGAAAAAUUACAAUGCAAACCAUUUAAAUGGUUUAUGGAAAAUAUAGCAUAUGAUGUUUUAGAAAAAUUUCCACCACCAUCAAAAAAUGUUGUUUGGGGUGAAUGUAAAAAUCUUCAACAUUCUGUUUGUUUAAAUGAUCUUGGUGCUUCAUUUGGUCAACCAAUUGGUGUUGCUACUUGUUAUGGACAGGCUGUUUGGCGUUUAAAUGAAGGUGGUGAAAUCGCUACUACUGAACAUUGUUAUAUAUCUGAUCAUGAUAUUGUAAAGAAAAAAUUCUGUUUGGAUCAUAAUGGUCAAUGGAAUCCAAUUGGAGAAUGGCAAUGGGAUAAUAUAACAAGUCAAAUUCGAAGUAAUAAAGAACAUUUAUGUAUGGAAACAGACGGUAGUAAAUUGAGAUUAGCAAAGUGUGACGCAGAAAAUAAAUCACAAAAAUGGACCUGGAGAGAAAUUUAUUAUUGA